This is a messenger RNA of Sitophilus oryzae (rice weevil), 2108 nucleotides long. It is a transcript of the gene CCT4, whose product is annotated as T-complex protein 1 subunit delta. The transcript is spliced from 10 exons. Lineage: Eukaryota; Metazoa; Arthropoda; Insecta; Coleoptera; Curculionidae. The coding region runs from base 312 to 1919 and encodes 535 amino acids. The record is from RefSeq and is a predicted model, not a curated record. Gene Ontology annotation, cellular component: chaperonin-containing T-complex. Gene Ontology annotation, molecular function: ATP hydrolysis activity; ATP-dependent protein folding chaperone; ATP binding. Gene Ontology annotation, biological process: protein folding.
GAUGGUUUAUUGGUGGCAAUAUUGGUGGUGUUAAAAAAUAAAGUUUUAUCAAUAAUAAAUGAACAGUGGGGCUGCUUUCUACAUUUUGUUACGUAUUUUUCAAAAUAUUUUUAUGUAAAAUUUGAUAUCCAAACAAACUGUUACUGUUUAUUCUCUAAAAAAAGGUUUUAUUAGUCAGCUGUUCAAACGUCAUUUCCCGAGAUUUUGGGGCGGUCGCAGUUUUGAAGUUUGCUAAAUUUUGAGAAAAGUUCAUCCACGUUCAUCUGAAAUAUUCCGCAAAGAUUUUUAAAAUAAACCACAAAAACUCCACCAUGACAGCCCCCAAGGCGUCAGGAGAUGCAAAUCGUAAUAAUAGAAAUGCCGCAUACAAGGAUAAAAGCAAACCUACCGAUGUAAGAACUAGCAAUAUAAAUGCUGCAAAAGCCGUUUGUGAUGCGAUUCGAACAAGUUUGGGACCCAGGGGAAUGGAUAAAAUGAUCCAAGCCAGUAAUGGGGAAGUAACAAUUACAAAUGAUGGAGCUACCAUUUUAAAGCAAAUGAAUGUAAUUCAUCCGGCUGCAAAAAUGCUGGUAGAAUUGUCAAGGGCUCAAGAUGUUGAAGCCGGCGAUGGUACUACUUCAGUUGUUGUUAUUGCUGGAGCAUUAUUAGAUACUGCUGAAAAACUAUUGAACAGAGGCAUUCAUCCAACGGCAAUAUCAGAGUCUUUUCAAAAGGCUGCUUCUCAUGCUGUAGAGAUCUUAAACAACAUUGCUACUCCAGUUGAAUUAAAUAAUAGAGAACAGUUAAUUAAGAGUGCAUCUACUUCGCUUAAUUCAAAAGUUGUCUCACAGCAAUCAACUCAGUUGGCACCUUUAGCUGUUGAUGCAGUAUUAAAAGUACUUGAACCAGGUCGAGAAAGCGCAUGUAAUUUGACAGAUAUUAAAGUUUUAAAGCAAUUAGGCGGUACAGUGGAGGACACUGAACUAAUUAAUGGUCUUGUGUUUCCAAGAACUCUGGCAAAUGUUGUUGGCCCUAAACGAUUAGAAAAAGUGAAAAUUGGUCUUAUCCAGUUCUGCAUUUCUCCACCAAAAACUGACAUGGAUCAUAAUGUUAUCGUUUCUGACUAUGCCGCUAUGGAUAGAGUUUUGAAAGAAGAACGAGCAUAUAUUUUAAACAUUGUUAAGCAAGUGAAGAAAGCUGGCUGUAAUGUGUUACUUGUACAAAAAUCUAUCUUAAGAGAUGCCAUCUCUGACUUGGCUUUACACUUUUUGGAUAAAAUUAAAUGUAUGGUGGUUAAGGAUAUUGAGAGGGAAGAUAUAGAGUUUGUUUGCAAAACUUUAGGCUGCAGGCCUAUUGCAUCUUUGGAUCAUUUUGUAGCUGAGAAUUUAGUGUCGGCAGAUUUAGCCGAAGAAGUUGGAUUUGGAGCAAACAGAAUGGUCAAAAUAUCAGGGAUUCAGAAUCCUGGACGUACCAUCACCCUCUUGGUGCGGGGUUCAAACAAGCUGGUCCUUGAAGAAGCAGAGCGAUCUUUGCAUGACGCCUUAUGUGUAGUUAGAUGUCUUGUUCGUAAAAGAGCGGUAAUAGCAGGGGGCGGGGCCCCCGAAACUGAACUGGCUCUGCGAUUGGCUGCUCUUGCAGAUAAAAUGGAAGGAGUCGACGCUAUCUGCCUUAGGGCAUAUGCUGGAGCCCUGGAGAUUAUUCCAUUUACUUUGGCAGAAAAUGCUGGUUUGAACCCAAUUCAGACUGUAACUGAAUUAAGAAAUAGGCACGCAAAGGGAGAGAUUUCUGCAGGAAUCAACGUACGCAAAGGUUGUAUUUCUGAUAUAUUAGAAGAGAAUGUAAUUCAACCAUUGCUGGUGACCACAUCUGCUUUGUCUUUUGCUACAGAAACAGUGAGAUCAAUCUUAAAAAUUGAUGAUAUUGUGAACACAAUGACAUGAUUUGGUGAAUUAUUCUGCGCCAAGUUUUCAACUGUUGUUUUAAUGGCUAUUAACAAGAGAAUUUGUAAACCAGCUUAUAAAUCUCCCUUAAUUAGUAUUAAAAAGGUGUUUAAUCCUUUACUGAACUUAAAAUCAUUAAUAUUUAUACAUUUGUAACAGAAAAUUAGUAAUACAAACUUUUAACAAACA